GUUCAGUUCGGUUUCGCUGCUUAAACUGUUCGGUUGGAUCUUUUAAUUACUCGCAAAGUGCAAGCUUAUUUCUUUGGAAAAGUUGUCAAAGUCGAGUAAUUAAUUCACAGCUUUUCGUGAUCUUUUUCGUUGAUAAUUAAGAUUCAAAUUUAUUCAACAAUGCGUUUGCUGAAGUACUUGUUAUCAACUGCCUUUAUGAUGCUUCUACUUGUUAGUCUUGCAACGUCAGACGACUCAAAGCGAAGUAGUUUACUCAACAAAAGAGCAGGUAGUCCAAAUAAAUUCCAGAAGGCAACAACGACAACUGCAGAGCCUGCUUAUGACGAAGAAGAAUAUGUUGAUGAAAAUGUAGCUCCUGAAAGUUAUGAAAAUGAAGAAGAUCCUUCAUAUAGCUCAACAACCACCACUACAGAAGCAGCGAAAAAAAUCGGUCCCGUUGUCCGUCCCUUCCGAUCUAACGAGGAUUUAUUAUCAGCCUUGAAAAAACGUCGCUUAAACGAAAAGAACAAUAAAUCGAAUGCAACACCUAAACCACAAGUGCAUCAUGAAGAACAUCAUCACGAAGAAGAAGAAGAAGUUAAAGUAACUAAACCAAAACCAGUAGCACACUCUCCAAUUGCAUCAGGUGGUCACCGUCGAUUUGGUGGACAUAAGUCAACAAACGUUAAAGCACCAGUACAAGAUAAUCAAGCGCAAAAUAUUGAAGAGCCCUCAUCUAAAACUUUCAAACGAUCAAAUCGUUUCGCACAACGACACUCAUAGAACAGUUUUUGAAGCAAUAUAUGCACGGCUCAAAUCCUUUCUAAUAAGAAAUAGUUACUUGAUUUUGUCGUUUUUUUCCUAUCAACCUUUCAUAAUUUAUAAUAUCUGUUUGUUUUUGUAAAUAAAGAUAUAAUUCUUCUUUUUUAAUUUUUUUUCCUUUUAUUUCUAUUUAUCAGC
This is a messenger RNA of Clunio marinus, 939 nucleotides long. Lineage: Eukaryota; Metazoa; Arthropoda; Insecta; Diptera; Chironomidae. The record is from the annotation of a GenBank genome assembly.